Molecule: messenger RNA, 342 nt
Organism: Paramuricea clavata
Lineage: Eukaryota; Metazoa; Cnidaria; Anthozoa; Malacalcyonacea; Plexauridae
Source: the annotation of a GenBank genome assembly
AUGGGCAACAGUGAAAGAAUUGUCUUGUUCACAGACAAAAUGCAUGCCUGUCUCCGGCAUAUUGAUGGAAGAAGACAUGUCUGGCACCAGAGGGAGGAUACAGCCUUUGGUGGCGGUAGUGUUAUGGUCUGGGGUGGCAUUACCCUAACCAACAAGACACCGCUUAUACAGAUAAACGGAAAUUUGAAUUCCAUUCAAUAUGUUGCUGAAAUUCUGCGCCCACAUGUUGUACCACAUGCUGCUGCCAUUGGUGAUGGUUUCAUCCUUAUGGAUGAUAACGCCCGCCCUUACAGGGGUAGAGUCGUCACCGAGUUCUUGGCUGGUGCGGCUAUUGAGCAAAUG